This is a messenger RNA of Mobula hypostoma (lesser devil ray), 7917 nucleotides long. RefSeq names its product frizzled-3-like. The record is from RefSeq and is a predicted model, not a curated record. NCBI's taxonomy places the organism in Eukaryota, Metazoa, Chordata, Chondrichthyes, Myliobatiformes, Myliobatidae. The transcript is spliced from 9 exons. Gene Ontology annotation, biological process: non-canonical Wnt signaling pathway; canonical Wnt signaling pathway. Gene Ontology annotation, molecular function: Wnt receptor activity; Wnt-protein binding. Bases 857 to 2857 code for a protein of 666 amino acids. Gene Ontology annotation, cellular component: plasma membrane.
GCUCGGGUCAGUCGAGCGGUUGGUGAGUGUCCAGCGAUGGAAGGUGAUCGGUGUUGUGUGAACGGUGAGGGCGGGGGGAACCAAUCGUGGCGGUAGUGGUCCGGGUGGAAAUGAGUCGAGAUACAGCAUGGAAUAGGUCUUUCGAGCUUCAUCACCCAGCAAACCCUGAUUUAACCCUAACCUAAUCACGGGACAAUUUACAAUGACUAAUUAACCUACUCAAUACGUCUUUGGACUGUGGGAGGAAACCAGAGAACCCGGAGAAAACCCAAGCAUUCCAUGGGGAGGAUGUACAGAGACUCCUUAGAGAGGCGUCAAGAUUGAACUCCAAACUCUGACACCCUGAGCUGUCAUAGUGUUGUGCUAACUGCUAUGAUACUGUGGCACCCACAUUCAAUAUUGAGCCCAGAUUCCUAGUAGAUAUGAAGUUCACUAAUAUGGAGUCAAUAUUGUCACGGAGGAACCAAAGUUGGUAGCUCUCAAAAAGAUGUGGUACCUCAGGAGGUAUUUUAAAUGUCCUUAAUUGGAGAAGCGAAUCUUGUGGUGUGGAAUGAGUACUGGUUGAGAAUGUUUAAUGCUCUGAAAGAGCUAUAUGGAGAUUUUGCCUCACUUCAAAAGUAAACUGUUGACUACCAAUCUGGAUUUUAAUUACCUACUGAAGAAUUGUUUUUUGAGGAAGAAAAAGAUGCUAAUUAUUGUACCAGACUAAUUCUAGAAAACCAAGGCAGAAACAGAAAUGGGAACAAAUUUUGGAGUUCAAGCUUGAUUGAGCAAAGAAAAGGGUUCAGAAACCCAACAUUCAAUUAGCAAACCUGUUUUUCCUCUACUAGCAUUCAAAGCAUUGAACUGUGAAGAAAUGGCUGUGAAUAUUAGGGUGAUGAUAUUGACGCUGUAUGCACUGUCUACACUCUUCAGACAAGCUGAUGGCCACAGUAUGUUUGCCUGUGAGCCUAUUUCUCUCAGAAUGUGUCGUGACCUGCCUUAUAAUAUGACUUUUAUGCCAAAUCUUCUAAAUCAUUAUGACCAACAGACAGCAGCCCUGGCAAUGGAGCCAUUCCACCCUCUUGUAAACUUGGAAUGUUCCCAAGACCUUCAGCCAUUCCUCUGUGCAAUGUAUGCUCCGAUUUGCACUGAAUAUGGGCGAGUUACCUUGCCAUGCCGUAAGCUGUGUCAACGGGCAUAUGUGGAGUGUCAUAAACUAAUGGAAAUGUUUGGUGUAACGUGGCCAGAAGAGAUGGAGUGUGUAAAGUUUCCAGAUUGUGAUGAAGGGUAUCCACGGCAAGCUGACUCUGUUUUGGAUGGUGACCCCACAGAAGAAGCCCCAGUGGCUGUUCAGAGAGACUAUGGCUUCUGGUGCCCAAGGGAAUUGAAAAUCAAUCCAGAACUUGGCUACUCCUUCCUUGGAGUCACAGAUUGCUCACCCCCUUGCCCAAAUAUGUAUUUUAGACGUGAAGAACUAUCCUUUGCCAGGUACUUCAUUGGGGUGAUAUCCAUUGUCUGCCUGUCUGCCACACUCUUUACUUUCCUCACGUUCCUCAUUGAUGUGAAACGGUUCCGCUAUCCAGAGCGCCCAAUCAUCUUUUAUGCAGUCUGUUACAUGAUGGUUUCCUUGGUGUUUUUUAUUGGCUUUCUUCUUGAGGACACAGUUGCCUGCAACAGAAAUGAUCCUUCUGUUUACAAAGCAUCGACAGUAACACAAGGUUCCCACAAUAAGGCAUGUACUAUCCUGUUUAUGGUUCUGUACUUCUUCACAAUGGCCGGCUCCGUGUGGUGGGUCAUCCUCACCAUAACAUGGUUUUUAGCUGCUGUUCCCAAAUGGGGCAGUGAGGCAAUAGAGAAGAAAGCCCUGCUGUUCCAUGCAAGUGCCUGGGGGAUCCCAGGAACACUCACCAUCAUCCUCCUUGCCAUGAACAAAAUCGAAGGGGACAACAUCAGUGGUGUGUGCUUUGUUGGACUAUACAAUGUUGAUGCACUACGAUAUUUUGUCCUGGCUCCGUUGUGCCUGUACGUGGUGGUGGGAGUUUCCUUGUUACUCGCUGGUAUAAUAUCACUGAACCGCGUGCGGAUUGAAAUCCCAUUGGAGAAAGAGAACCAGGACAAGUUGGUGAAGUUCAUGAUCCGUAUUGGUGUGUUCAGCGUUCUCUACCUCGUACCACUCCUUAUUGUGAUUGGAUGCUAUUUUUAUGAGCAAGCGUUCCGUGCUGUUUGGGAGACAACAUGGAUUCAGGAGCGAUGUCGUGAAUACCACAUUCCCUGCCCUUACCAGGUAACACAAGUGAGCCGUCCUGAUCUUAUACUCUUCCUGAUGAAGUACCUGAUGGCUCUGGUGGUUGGCAUCCCAUCCGUGUUCUGGGUCGGCAGCAAGAAAACCUGUUUUGAAUGGGCCAGCUUCUUCCAUGGGCGCAAGAAGAAAGAUUCUGUUAAUGAGAGCUGCCAAGUUUUGCAGGAACCAGAGUUUGCGCAGUCUCUGCUAAGAGAUCCAAACACCCCCAUCAUCCGUAAGUCUCGAGGCACCUCCACCCAAGGAACGUCCACACAUGCCUCUUCCCAGCAACUGGCCAUGGAUGAUCAGAGGAGCAAGGCUGGCAGUGUCCACAGUAAGCUCAGCAGUUAUCACGGCAGCCUUCACAGGUCGCGGGACGGCAGAUACACACCCUGCAGCUUCAGAGCUCUGGAUGAGCGGUUGGUUCAUGGCAGUCUUCCAAGGCUGAACGAUCAGUCACGGCAGAGCAGCCUGCACCGUCUCAACGAGCAGUCCCGGCACAGCAGUGUCAGAGAUCUGACGAACCCAGCGACGCACAUCACCCAUGGCACUAGCAUGAACCGAGUCAUUGAGGAAGACUGUACAAGUGCCUAAGUGGUGCCUCAGCGUCAAAGGCAAAAUAGUUUACAAAGAAAAAAUCAAUAUAACUGGAGCCAGAAAGAUCAGCAACCAAACACAAGGAGAUUUCAAAUGGCCGCUUGGAGAAACUUGUUUGGAAGCAUAACAACUGUUGUAAAUUUCAAAGGGAAGGAAGAUUACAAGCUGGUGGACUUAUUCUCAACGUUGUUCAUAAAAAUCCAGGAAUAGGAAUAUUGAUAGCUCUCGGUUUUUAUAGCCUUGUUGUGACAUCUUCACAUAUGUAUUCUUGAUGCAGAAAUUGAUUGUAAAGACAUUGACCAAUACCCCAUUUUGGAAGAGAAAAGGGUAAAUGUUUGGAUUCUCUUUUAUUUAUAGCUGAACUGGAAAGACAGUAGCAUAUCUGUUAGUUUUCAAGGUACACAUCUCAAACAGAUAGAAUCCUAUUGUUGAAAAUAGGAUUUAUCAUAAAGAUCAAGUCAUGUAAUAUUGUGUAGAAGUAUGUUGCAUUUACUUGAAAUAAGCUUGGUUUAGAGAAGAGGUUAGUGCAAGAUCCAUAGCCACUAUUCAUGUCAGGUCAUUGCAAUGCUACCUCAUAGCAUCCUGUCUUAAUUUUUUUGGAGAGGAAACAUCAUUCAGCUAUUUGGGCCAAUUUAUUAAUCACAGCAUUAUUCUAUUGAUUAACUCGUGCAUUGCACUUGAUGGGUGUUGGGCAGGUUGAUUUGUGAACAGAUGUUAGGCGCAUGAUGUUAAUUCAGUAAAAAUUGAUGACUUAAUGUCAUAAUUAUAUUGAUAUCACAGGUUGGUUACCUGCAGCAGAUACUAGGGUUCCAGUAAUCUAUGGUAAUGCUUGAUCUAAUGGCCACCACCAUUCCUGAAUCCCGGCUUUAAAAUAACAUCUGGAUGAAUGGAUUCUGCAUCUGCUGGGAUUGGGAUCUUCAUCUCCACUGGUUAAUAGCAACUUUGGGUUUAUUGGGUUUACUACCUUGUUGAUCUUUUGCUAAUGUCUAUCCAAACCAAGUUUAAUCUUCAAUUGCAGCUUCUCUGGAAUGAAUUCAGACAAGGUUUUAAAAAGUAAAAUCUGUUUAAGGUCUUGCAGUCUUCUCUCCUGUUGACCAAUUAACUGAGCCACAGUUCAAUUAGGUGCUUUCAAAUAUUUGUCAGUAUUUUCACAAAGGUGCUAGCUGUAUAAUUAAACCAUACCCCUGCUCUGUAGCCUAAACUUUUCUCAUUGUAAAUGUCACUGCAUAGCUCAGUGACAGGUCUCCUAUUUCUGAUUCUGAAAGUUUAAGCCCUACUCCAGGGUCUGCACCAAUCUGGAACAUCAUCACUGACUGCUGGUUUGGUAAUGGUUCCAUCUUUUGCAUGAGACAUCAGUCCAGAGCUCCACACAUGAAAGUUGCUGGUGAACACAGCAGGCCAGGCAGCAUCUCUAGGAAGAGGUGCAGUCGACGUUUCAGGCCGAGACCAUUCGUCAGUCCAGAGCUCCAUCUGCUUUCUCAUCUUGGCCAAUACUUGGCCUCCUCAUCUAUUAUAUAGUUGUGUGCAAAUUACUUGUUGCAAUUCUUACAUUGCAACAGUGGCUACCAUUUCAGGAAUAUUUAUUUUAUUUUAUGGCCUUGCGGUUGAGGAGGCAUCAUGUGUCUGCAAGUUUAUUUCUUUCUAGGUAGACUAAUGGUCUUAAUUUCAAAAGUGUGGUUAAUGUACCUGUAGUGAAACAACCAAGAAGUAUCUCAGCAAGAUCUGAGUCUAUCACUUGUUUGUGAUCUGGGCUAGAUACUGGUGUCCCUUGCAAUUAUAAUUCCUCCAUAUUUCUGAAGGGAUAGUUAACCUUGGAUGAGUUGAGGAUUUGUUCAUAAUAUAUUUAGGAGAGAGAGACCCAGAUAUAGUCAGCUUUAUCAGAGCACUUAUCUGAAGCUAGAGGGUUCUUAAUGGUUUUGACAUUCUUAAUUCUCUCUUCAUGUGCUUGUCUAGAAUCACUGCUUUUUUCAGCUUAUCUGAAAUCCAAAUUCUAUAGUUCAUGGCAUUCCCAAAAGAAUCUUCUCAAUUUCAUCUACUUGUGUUUCCUCCUCCCAGUCAGAGUAAGGAUGGAGGUUGCCCUCUACCAGCUUCUGUAUUUCCAUGAAUAAUAUUGUGUAGCUUCCAGCACUCAACUUCCUCUGCCAUUCCAGCUUAGUACUGCAAAGGGACCGAUGUUUCUAUGACUUUCUGGUUUGCUCAACCAUCUCCACUUCUUGUAGCACUUUUCCAUUGAGCCGCAUGAGAUAAAACACCAGUUCUUUACCUCAUCCUAUCCUGCCCACCAGGAAUCCAAACUGUCUACCGAAGAGAAGCCACAGUUCACAUGCAUCUCCAAUUUAAUGUAUUGCCAUCAGUGCUCACGGUAGCUCACCUACUUUGGAAAGACUGAACAGAGAUUGGAUAACUGCUUUGCAGAACACCUCAGUUAAAUUCGAGGUGAAUCUGAAAUCAAAUGACUGGAGGAACUCAGCAGGUCAGGCAGCAUUUAUGGAGAGGAAUAAACAUUUGACAUUUUGGGCUGAGACCUUUCAACAGGACUCAGUCACCUGUUGCUUCAAUUCUCCAUCUCAGUCCAAACCUGCUCUGUCUUUGCCCUCUGAUGCUUUAGCAGUGUAAGUUAAAGGAACAAUUUGUCAGCUUCCAGUUGGCACAUGGGGCUCUCUGGAUUUGAUAUUGAAUCUAGCAGUUUCAGUUAACUAACUGACCUGUUCUGAUGUAAAAUCAUCCUCCAAAAAUAAUAAUUUUAGUUUUUUCUGCAUUCCUUUAUUUUAAUUUCCAGCAAUGAGUAUACCACAAUUCCAGCAUGUUUUUUUUUCUUCUUUUACAUUCAUUGAUCUAUUAAUUAACACCACUCCAACCUGAUAGCAUGAACAUUGAUUUCUCUAAAUUCCUAUAAUUACUCCUCCCACUUCUCUCUUUUUCCAUUCCUCAUUCUGGCUCCCCUCUUACUCUUCCUUCCCUUUCUCCAAUGAUCUACUCUCCCUUCCUAUCAGAUACCAACCUUCAGCCCUGUACCUUUUCCACCUAUCCACUCCUAGCUCCUUACUUUAUCUCCCCUCCCUUCCUGCCUCCCCUCAUCUUAUUUUGGCUUCUCCAUCCUUUCCAGUCCUGAUGAAGAGACUCAGCCUGAAACAUCAACUGUUAAGUCUGCUCCAUGGAUGCUGCUGACCUAAUGAGUUCUUCCAGAAUUAUGCGUGUAUUGAGAAUGCACUAUUUUGUUUUGAGCUGAAGUCAAAUCAAUGUUCACAGAUUUUCUUUGAGGUUACUGGAGAUCUGAUUUCUUCUUUGAUGGCAAAGGCUGAAUAGCAACAUUUUUAUUUCCUCAGUGACCUGAACUCAUAAAAAUGUUUCUUCCACUGAUUUACAAGGACAAUUUCUUCCUACUUUUCACAAGUUAAUGCUACUCAGCAUUUAAGUCUUUAUUACCACUGUGAUCACAAGAUCUUUAUUUUUUAUUUAGCAGUACAGCGCAGAAUAGACCUUUCCAGCCCUUCAAGUCACACUGCUCAGCAACCCCUGAUUUAAACCUAACCUAAUCAAAGGACAAUUAACACUGUAUCAAUUAACCUACUAACUGGUACAUCUUUGAACUGUGGGAGGAAACUGGAGCACCCGGAGGAAAUGCGCAUUCCAAGAGAAAGUCCUUGCAGCGGACACUGGGAUUGAACGCCAACACUCUAAGCUGUAAUAUUGUUGUGCUAACUGCUACAUUCUCGUAGUGCCCGGCUCAUAAGAUCCUGUUUUCUUUCAUGACUAAGUGAUUAACUUGAUAAAACUGUCCCAUCUAUUUAAGUGUGCCCAAGAAAUUGUACUAACCACUCUCAUCCAAGAUAGGCACCAUGUGCAGCAAUCCUUUGCUCUUCUAGUGUCUCUCAUCCCAACUUCUGUUUCAUUGAUAAUUUUUCUUUGCCCCAAAGAUAAAGUUUAAAGAAGUUCCUAACAAAUCAAGGCUUGAUAUAUUUAAAAGACAUAUAAAUGAAAAGGCACAAUAUUUCAAAAUCUUAGAAUUUCAAAAGGGAACUAUCAAAAGGACUUGAAAGACAUUUGGACAGGUACGUGAAUAUGAAAAGCUUUGAGGGAUGUGGGCAAAUGGGACUGGCAUCUUGAUUGACAUGGAUGAGUUGGGCUGAAGGGCCUGUUACUGUGCUGUCAUUGUAUGAUUCACUGGAGAAAUUGUUCCUAAUCGUUCCUCAUAAUUUAAACCUAAUCAAGCUUUAAUGAAAACACUAGAAUGAAUGUGGAGCUCUGAAACAUGCUGUAUUGCUCUAUCAUUUGGUGAACUGAUUAUAUAUAGACUUGGGCUGAAAACAGUAGUUGAGAUUAACUAUGCAAACACGAGGAAAUCUGCAGAUGCUGGAAAUUCAAGCAACACAUACAAAAAAUGCUGUUGAACGCAGCAGGCCAGGCAGCAUCUAUAGGAAGAGGUACGGUUGAUGUUUUGGGCUGAGACCCUUCGUCAGGACUAACUGAAAGAAGAGGAUUUAUUUAUUAACUAAUUGUGCCACAUACUGCAUCUUCAACACUCAGUGGCUCCCUUGGAAACCAGUGUGCUGCAUCUGUCCUGAUCAUCCUGUGAAGUUGAAUCAACAAAGGAGAGGAACUGCAUUUUAUCAAUUUUGUAAUGGGUGCAUAUCUUCCUCCACAUCUACAACAGUUAUGACAACCCACCUAUUCUAAGGCAUCAUCAAAACUCCGGGCCAACAUAAAUUGCAGUCACCACUACCAUCUUGCCAGCGGUUUGUUCCAGGUUUGGGUUGCUUGCACUGGUGGUGGCUAUGCUCGGUUUAUGAAAUGCUUUUCAUCUCUCGUAAGCAUUUUGUGCAUCACCUGAGACUCUUCACAAUAAAAUGCAAAGAAAGGCAACAUUAACUUGCACUCACCCCAUAAAGAACUUAUUUGUUCUCUAUAGAAUUGUGGCUGGAUGUAUAGUUUGGUAACGUGUCUUGCCCUACCCCACUCCCCAGGUUUAGCACUUUAACUGAGUGUAUAGCUGUUGUGCAGUAGUUGUAAAUUAGAUUAUUUUUAGAGAGCAGUAGAUUUUUAAUAAAAAUAAAUGA